Messenger RNA from Periophthalmus magnuspinnatus, 6543 nucleotides. RefSeq names its product polycystic kidney disease protein 1-like 2. Gene Ontology annotation, biological process: detection of mechanical stimulus; kidney development. The transcript is spliced from 40 exons. Gene Ontology annotation, molecular function: protein binding; calcium channel activity. The coding region runs from base 1 to 6474 and encodes 2157 amino acids. Gene Ontology annotation, cellular component: membrane. NCBI's taxonomy places the organism in Eukaryota, Metazoa, Chordata, Actinopteri, Gobiiformes, Gobiidae. The record is from RefSeq and is a predicted model, not a curated record.
AUGGACGAGCCUGUGAAUGAGGUGAACGAGCCCAACUGUCCUGAACGAGCUGCUGGUUUAGAACAUGGGAUGUGCAACAGUCGCUCGUCCUGUCGUCUGUCUCUGCUCACUGUGUCCAACCGAUGUGAGAGCGAAGAGACCCACCCACGACUGGAGUACCACUGUGUCACAGAGCGAAAGGUGACGCUGCUCGGGUGCUUCUCCGCCGGGCGCUCUUUCUCCCCUCAGACCUGCAGCGCCCUCUAUGGACAGCCCGUGCAAGUACAUGUCCAAACAGCUGUGGAUGUGGAUCUCUGGGUCACUCUGGACACAGAUAGCAGCCUGAGUGCUAACCACUCUGCUAAUCUCACUGUACAUGGGACCUGGCUGAGGGCUAACCACUCUGCUAACCUGACCCUGCCUGAGGAGGCGCUCCAGAGGCUGGGUCCAGGCUGUCACUCCCUGAGGGUCCACGCUCUGAACAGGGAGACCAGAGAAGAAGAAUCCCCUGAGAUCCAGGUGUGUGUGCUGCAGCCUCUGGCCCAGCUCCAGGCCUCAGUCCUGGGCUCACAGCUGCAGGACUCCCCCCUCUCUCUGAAUAUCUCCGUGGACCGAGGAAAUCCGGCUCAGAUCUGGGUCUACAUCCAGACUCUGAACCAGUCUCACCUCGAGACCCGAGUACUGACCAGGACUAACCAGGUCUACAGCUUUGGAGUCCUCACACAAGACGUGCAGGUCCUGAGGGUCACGGCGCUCAACACUUUUUCCACCUCAGAGACACAGCUCCAACUCUGCCUCAACUCCUCCUCCUCCUUGCACCUCCUCUGCACAAAUAGUACUGCUCUGGUGCGGGUGGUCAGGGCAAACGUGGAGAUCAACGCCUCCCCCUCGGCUGUAGUACCUCAGAGGAGCCAGGAGGUGACGCUGUCUGUGAGCGGAGGAGUGCAACUAGAAAACAGCAACAAGAGACACGAGUGGUCCUGUGGACCUCCUUGUCGGUGUCAGAACACGUCUGAGGGAGGCUCCUUUGUCGUCUCCUCGGGGUGUCUUCCGGAGCCGCUGCAGUUUUAUAAAUACUGGUUUAAAGUUUACACCGUCAGCAACAACGAAGAGAACAGCCGCACGAGCAUCUGCGUCGGACUGAACGCCACGGAGAGCGACACGCUCAGGUACGGACCAAUCACAGAGCAGCACGCUCAGGUACGGACCAAUCACAGAGCAGCACGCUCAGGUACGGACCAAUCACAGAGCAGCACGCUCAGGUACGGACCAAUCACAGAGCAGCACGCUCAGGUACGGACCAAUCACAGAGCAGCACGCUCAGGUACGGACCAAUCACAGAGCAGCACGCUCAGGUACGGACCAAUCACAGAGCAGCACACUCAGGAGGAGACACGCAGUUGUUUCCUGGAGGCGGGCUCUCGACCUUUGACCCUCUGGCAGACCUCAGGCUCCUCCUUCACUGUGCCACAGUCCAGGGUCACAGACGCCUGGAGGGAGGGGCAGGACCUGAGGGUGGUGCUGACGACAGAGGAGCCAGUGUCUCAGUUCGCCUCCUUCAGGCUCCAGAGCCCCACGCCCACUCCUCCCUCGUCUGCCCCAGAGACGAGCUCCUCUCCGGGGCUGCUCUGCUCCGUCUCUCCCUCCUCUGGAACCAUCGUCCAGGUCUUCAACAUCAGCUGCAGCAGCCCCUCCCCCUGUGCCCCCUGCAAGUACUGCUACAGGGCCACGUCAGGCAGAAUGCUCCGCUGUGGAGGAGGUGCUGUCUCCUCUUUGUUCUUGCCGUUGGGGGAUCCGGGUCUGAACUGGAGCGUGACGGUGAACGUGACGGCGAAAAGCGGCGCCUACAGGGUCUCCACCACCACCACCACCCAGGUGCUGGAGGUUCCCUGGGGCCACUCUUCUCUCAGGGAAGUCCAGGCCUCGGUCCAGGACUCCAUAGACCUGCUCCGGUCUGAGUCUGAGCUGAGUCCUGAGGUUCUGGGGACUCUGCUGCGCUCGGUGGGAGAGAUGCUCAACCACCAGAAGCACCAAGAGUCUGUGGAGGACAGGAGGAAGUUCCGGGAGGCUCUUCUGGACCUCCUGAUGAAGUCCUCGUUUGUCUAUGAAACCCCAGAGGAGAUCCAGGUCCUGGUCUCAGGCCUGAACUCAGUGACCCAGAACUCCGAACUCAGCACUACUGCACAGGAGAAGGCGGCGUCUCUUCUCUCAGACCUGAGUUCCAGAUUGGUCCAGAUCCCGAUCGGCCCAGAGUCCAGACCAGGACUCGUGUCUGCAGCAGAAAGUAUCGUCCAGGGAGCUAGUACUCUACUGCAGUACUCCUCUCAGGUGAAUGUGUCGAGGGCCCUGCUGAGGGCCCUAGAGCACACUCAGAGCGCUCUGGCAAAAGGAGAGGACUUCCCCUCAGUCGUCCACCAGGGAGACAUCGCACUCAUGGUACACAAAGUUCCUCCAGACCAGGUCCAGAUCCAGGGCCAGAUCCCAAACUGCUCCUGUCCCUGGUUUGACCUUCAGUCUCUGCCUCAGGAGCUGUUUGAGGAGGAGGAGUCUGUGGAGCUCAGGAUGUUGGCGCUGCAGAGGAAUCCUUUUGAGUGGAACCCCAGAGCAAACGUGUCUGCACCAAUCGUAUCGCUCACUCUGCAGCGGGAAAACCACACGGUCAUCCCCGUGCACGGCCUCAAGAAGAACAUCCAGAUCUUUCUCCCAAACCCUGUGUCUCACCUGAUCAACUCCAGCGUCCUGCACCUGAGCAACUACAGCACCACCAUCCUCCACCUGCCGCCAGAGCCCAGCACGCUGGUGCUCAAGAUGAUCCCGUCUGUAGAUCCUCUGCCGUUCAAAGCCUACCUCGGGGAGGAACACCCCACAGAGAGCACCUACAUCGCUAGAAUACAACUGCCUCAAGAGGGAGAGACCCUGGGGGAGCGGUACACGUGGAUGCUUGACCCCUCUGACCUGGGCGGGCGCUCGGGGCAGCUCUUCCUGUUGGUGCGCCCCCUGGUGGGUCCUGGGGUGAAGUCCAUAAACGCGUCUCUGAGCAUCACAGUCAUCUCCACACGCUGUAACUUCUGGAACCAGAGUCUGCAGGAGUGGAGCACGGCCGGCUGCAAGGUGGGCGCGGGCACCACGGCGGCUCUGACCCAGUGCCUGUGUGAUCACUUGACGUUCUUCGGAGGCUCGUUCUUUGUGGUUCCAAACGUCGUCGACCCGUCGCAGUCGGCUCAGCUCUUCGGAACCUUCACGCAGAACCCGGUCGUGGUCUGUCUGGUGCUGGUGCUGUUCCUCCUCUACCUCCUGCUCCUCAUCUGGGCCCACCGCAAGGACCGACAAGACACACGCAAGGUCAAAGUGACAGUUUUGGCUGAUAACGACCCCUGUGAUAAAUAUCAGUAUUUACUGACUGUGAGCAGUGGACACCGGAGAGGAGCCGCCACCUCUGCACAGGUCACCGUGGUGCUGGUGGGGUCCAUCACCUCCAGCGCUCCUCAUCACCUCACAGACUCUCAGAAGCCCGUGUUCCAGCGAGGAGCAGUGGACAUGUUCCUCCUCAAGGCCCCGGGGAGCCUGGGAGACAUCCAAGCUGUGAGACUGUGGCACAACAACGAAGGAGAACAUCCAAACUGGUUUGUGAGUUCGGUCGUGGUCCAGGAUCUUCAGACGGGGCAGAAGUUCCAUGUUCUGUGUAACUCCUGGAUCGGACUCGACAUCGGUGACGGAACUUUAGACCAACUGUUCCCCGUGACAACGAGCGAGGAGCUGAGGAGGUUCAGUAACCUGUUCUUCAUGAAGACCACGAGGGACCUGAGUGAUGGUCACCUGUGGCUCUCGGUGGUGACCAGACCUCCGAGCUCCUCGUUCUCCAGGGUCCAGAGGCUCUCGUGCUGCUUCAGUCUCCUCCUCUGCACCAUGCUCACCUCCAUCAUGUUCUACGGCAUCCCCACUGACCCCGCUGACCAAGUCAUGGACCUGGGUCAGUUCGAGUUCACGUGGCAACAGUUCAAAGUCGGGAUCCAGUCGUCUUUGAUCAUGUUCCCCGUCAACAUCCUCAUCGUCAGCCUGUUCAGGUUCUCCAGACUGAGAACCGGAACCAGGACCGGACCCUGCUCCUGCUGUAGACCGUGUCAAGACCAGAACUCUCCCCAGACAAUCACCAAGAAAGUGACUAAACUGGUCCAGUCUCUCUCAAAGUCCACGGAAAAGUCCAAGUCCAGGAUCAUAACCAGACUAAAGAAGGACCUGGGUUCAGUUCUCUCUGAGCUGGAGGAGUAUAUGUCCCUGCGAGACCUGAGGACCACGGCUCACGAGGACUCUGAGAGUAAAGAUGUUGACAGGAGGAGGUCUGAGGAGGAGCUGUACUCUGAGCUGUGUCAUCUGGAGAAACAUCUCAGCUCCAUGGACCCAGAAGAGGACCUGCUGCGACCUACCAGGACCAGACUCACCUGGAGCAGACUGCUCCGAGCCAGAGGACAGCACCUCCUCAGCUUCAGCCAGAGUCUGCAGAAGGUCCAAGUCCUGAAGGAGAGACUGAGAGACACUGAGGAGGACUACAGUCUCCCCCGGGCCCCCCCGCGCCGCGCUCUUCCUUGGUGGUGUGUGUACGUGGCCUGGCUGCUCGUGGCUGCCUCCUCUGGUGUGUCGGGGUACUUCACCAUGCUCUACGGCCUCAAGUUUGGGAAGGAGAAGUCCAUCAGCUGGGUGGUGUCCAUGGGCGUUUCCUUCUUUCAGAGUCUGCUGCUGAUACAGCCAUUAAAGGUGGUGGGUAUGGCUGUGUUCUUCGCUCUGGUGGUGAAGAAGGUGGAGGAGGAGGAGCUGGAGAACGUUCAGAUCUACAAAGACUCAAACUUGAGAGUGACAGACAGAGACCUGAGCCUGUACCAGCCUCCUCCUCCAGUCAACAUCGAGAGGAUGAGGAGGAACAGGGAGAAGGAGGUGAAGGCCUACGCUCUGCUCACCGAGAUCCUGGUAUACCUGGGCUUCAUGUGGAUGCUGCUGCUCGUGGUGUACGCACAGAGAGAUCCAAACACGUUCUACUUAAACCAGCACCUCCUGACGUCCUUUAGACCCACCCAGGACCAGAGUCUGAGUCUAGACCAGGUCCAUACCUGGGCACAGACCACCCUGCUGCCCAAACUCUACGGACCCUACCCAGGGUUCAUCACAGAUGGAAACUCGCUCCUGGUGGGCGUGGCUCGGCUCCGUCAGCUGCGUGUACGUGGCUCCUCCCCCUCCUGCGAGGCUCCUCCCUCUAGGCACCUGCACAGAGGCUGUCCCCCGGUGUACUCCUGGGCCACGGAGGACACGGGCUCCUACGGGCCCCGAUGGACCCCCCCGAGCUCCCCGGGCAACAGCACCCACCCCGGCAACCACACCCACCCCACCCCCUGGAGGUACCAGACCCAGGGGGCGCUGCGGGGCGCUCCGUUCUGGGGCCGAAACCUCCUGUACAGAGGAGGAGGCUACGUGUCCGAGCUCGGGCCGGACCUGCACGGCGCCUCCAGUACUCUGCAGUACUUGUACUCGUCCCGCUGGCUGGACUCAUACACCAGAGCAGUAUUUGUGGAGUUCACUGUUUACAACGCCAACGUGAACCUGUUCUGUUUGGUGACUCUGCUGCUGGAGGCGGCCGACGCUGUGGGAGCGUUCGAGUUCCGCUGGGAGCUGCGGCCCGUGCGGCUUUAUCCGUCCACCGGGGGGCUCCACCUGUUUGUGAUGGCAGCAGAGGUCCUCUACAUGCUGUUUGUGCUCUACUACAUGUACAAACAGAUACAGAGGUUGAGGGUUCAAUGCUGGGCUUACCUCCGGGACUGCUGGAACAUUCUGGAGCUCAGCAUCAUCGCCCUCUCCUGGACCGGAGCGGGACUGUACAUCCAGAGGACAGUGUUAGGGCAGAGGGACAUCGAGUACUACCAACAGCACAAGGACAAGUUCCCCAGUUUCUGCUCCUCGGCCUCCUCAGAUGUUCUCCUUCAGUAUGUGUUGGCCUUCAUAGUUCUUUUGUCCACGGUGAAGCUCUGGCACCUCCUCAGACUGAACCCAAACAUGGAGCUGAUCUCCUCCACUCUGAGUCGCGCCUCUGGGGACAUAACUGGGUUUCUCCUGGUCAUCGGGCUCAUGCUGGUCGCCUACGCCACUGCUUGUAAUUCCCUGUACGGCUGGAAGAUGGCGUCCUACAAAACAUUCCCUGACUCUCUGCUCACGCUCAUCAAACUGCAGCUCGGGAUCUUCAACUACGACGAGGUGAUGGACUACAGUCCGGUUCUUGGAGCUGUCUUGGUUGGUUCCUGUAUCAUCUUCAUGGGGUUUGUGGCCAUCAACCUCCUGAUCUCUGUGAUCCUGGUGGCCUUCCAACAGGAGCAGGUCCAGCACAAGCCGUCGGAGGAUGAGGAGGUGGUGCAGAUCAUGUUGAAUAAAGUCUUUGGUCUGUUUGGCAUCAGAUACACACUGCCCCCCUCAGACCAGGAUGAGAAGUGCGCCCACACCGAGGAUUCUGGGUAAAUGCCGAGGCAGUUGCGACCAUGGCGACCAAAGCCUAAAGCUGCACUGUGGAACUUUACAGUGGAAGUG